UCGUCCGUAUGUAUGAACGCAAGCAUCUGAGAGCUUAUAUACAUAUUGCAAAUUCUAAGAAUUUCUGUAGGUUUCUUCUUUGGAUUCUUUGCGAUUGAAUUGUUUUCUCUCCCUAUAGAGGGCACUUAUGCGAAUAUACACGAGUAUAUAUUCCACAUCGCAUGUUUCUAGCUUCUAGAGCUACCAAAUUGAAUUUCAUUUAUACAGAGGCCCCCAAGGACGGACGCACAGAACGACAGGAGAUUGCAAUAAAUCAAUAUAUGUGACUAUAUACUAAUUGUGACUAUGCGUCUUAAUAUGGUUAAGGGCGUUAGUCUGACAACUACACAAAGCCAAAGCCUUUCUUUUUAGUCUCUGUCCUGGUAAAAAAAUAUGAAACACUCUUGCAAAGAGUGUAAAUAUACGAUGUAAUUAGUGCCCACUCUCAAUUUGAUGUUUAAACAUGCCCAAAAGCGGCUUUUAUUUGGCUCUCUGGCUCUGCCCACCUUUUUCAGAAACGGCAGCUGCUGCCGCCGCCGCUGCCGCGGCUGCUGUGUAUUGCAAUGAUGUAUCAGUUGGUCAGCACUUUCAUCAGCACAACACCAAGAUUGAGCAUGCCGACUCCACCACAACAGCCGCCGCCGCACAGCAACAUCAACAGCAACAACAACAACAACAACAACAACAACAACAACAACAGCAGCAGCAUCAUGAUUCACUGCAUUCUCAUACCCAGCAUCAGCAGGCGCAGAAUACGCAUCAGCAGACACAUGCUCACCUGACUCCGGUGCACGCAGCCUCCGCCUUUAAAUUUAGUCAUACGGCCGUAAUAUCCAGCUCGGCUGUCUAUGCCGCGGGCCCACACUACACCCACCAACAGCAGCCGAAUGCCCAGACGCAUGGCGGGUCUAUUGCCACUGUCUAUCGUGAUAUUUCACCCAGCACAGCGACGGGCAGCGAAACAGAUCUUAAAUACGACAGUGGGCCUUACAAUGCCACUAUAUCUUCCACCUAUCCACCACCAUUGCGUCCGAGUGUGGUUGAUUCCACAACUUCCAGUGAUGCGGAGCUGCGCCUUGAUCAGUUUUACGCUAGCAAUGCAAUAUCCACCAGCAGCAACGUGCAGACCAUCAGCCAGCGUCGUGGCUCGCUCCAGUUAUGGCAGUUUUUGGUGGCCCUACUUGACGAACCGGCAACUAGUUCUAGCUGCAUCGCCUGGACAGGUCGUGGCAUGGAAUUCAAACUCAUCGAACCGGAGGAGGUAGCUCGCCGUUGGGGCAUACAGAAGAACCGACCAGCUAUGAACUAUGACAAGCUGUCGCGUAGCCUGCGCUACUACUAUGAGAAGGGAAUCAUGCAAAAAGUCAAUGGUGAACGCUAUGUCUAUCGCUUCGUCUGUGAUCCCGAUGCGCUCUUUAACAUGGCAUAUGGGCACCUCACAAGCAAGCAAGCAGACCAGCAGCAUCAGUUGACCUUGUCGUUGGCGAAGUCAUCGCCGGAGUCGCAGUCGCAACUUCGCGUGCAAAAAUCGACAACCGCAGAUUACUAUGACAGUGGCUUGCAUAAGUACCAGUAGGCGGAGUGUGGGAACACCACUGUAUGGGUGUAACACCCAUGUCUCAUGUAUAUUGUGUAAUUUAAUUUUUUAUGGGUGUGUGGGGUCACACUGCUUUGCUGUGCGACUGCGUUUCGUUAAUGAAAAAUACCAAAUUUGUGACGGCCCCGCUUGAGAAACUUUCGGCAAGCAGUGCUCAAAAGCGUCUAUCGGUCGGCCACCAUAAAAAAUCGAUGUCUAUCGAACAACGAUCACAACGGCACAAUCGCUUGCCGGUCGGAUUUCAUAUACAUAGACUGUAGACCGGAAAAGGUGUUUUUCAUUUUCAUGUAUUUGAUUAUUAGAUGGCUAGCGUUAGAUGCGUAGCUCAUCUAAGCGAGGCCUUAUCAGCAGCAAUUACAUACAUACAUCAAAUAACAUACAUACAUAUACAAAAGAAAGUGUCCACUACUAAAUUGUAAUCGCGUUAAGGUUGAGUUGACGUAUUUAAAAUAAAGUAUAUACCGUUUUUUGUUCGUUACACAAA
This is a messenger RNA of Drosophila virilis, 2060 nucleotides long. Its product is annotated as ETV5-related protein Ets96B-like. Gene Ontology annotation, molecular function: DNA-binding transcription factor activity, RNA polymerase II-specific; sequence-specific DNA binding. The record is from RefSeq and is a predicted model, not a curated record. Gene Ontology annotation, cellular component: nucleus. NCBI's taxonomy places the organism in Eukaryota, Metazoa, Arthropoda, Insecta, Diptera, Drosophilidae. Gene Ontology annotation, biological process: cell differentiation; regulation of transcription by RNA polymerase II.